Pan troglodytes (chimpanzee) is the source of this 2194-nucleotide messenger RNA. RefSeq names its product mitochondrial ribosomal protein S10 (gene MRPS10). The record is from RefSeq and is a predicted model, not a curated record. NCBI's taxonomy places the organism in Eukaryota, Metazoa, Chordata, Mammalia, Primates, Hominidae. Bases 97 to 702 code for a protein of 201 amino acids. Gene Ontology annotation, cellular component: mitochondrial small ribosomal subunit; mitochondrion. The transcript has 7 exons.
GAACAUGAGGAUGUACUCUCUUCUUUUGCGGAACUCUAUGGUCUGAGGACGCCGCUGUAACCCCGGAAGCAAUCCUGAGAGGUCGGGACCGGCAAGAUGGCGGCGCGGACAGCGUUCGGGGCUGUGUGCCGGCGCCUCUGGCAGGCAUUGGGGAAUUUUUCUGUAAACACCUCUAAGGGCAAUACAGCCAAAAAUGGUGGCUUGCUUCUCAGUACCAAUAUGAAGUGGGUACAGUUUUCAAACCUACACGUUGAUGUUCCAAAGGAUUCGACCAAACCUGUGGUAACGAUCUCUGAUGAACCAGACAUAUUAUAUAAGCGCCUCUCGGUUUUGGUGAAAGGUCACGAUAAGGCUGUAUUGGACAGUUAUGAAUAUUUUGCUGUGCUUGCUGCUAAAGAACUUGGUAUCUCUAUUAAAGUACAUGAACCUCCAAGGAAAAUAGAGCGAUUUACUCUUCUCCAAUCAGUGCAUAUUUACAAGAAGCACAGAGUUCAGUAUGAAAUGAGAACACUUUACAGAUGUUUAGAGUUAGAACAUCUAACUGGAAGCACAGCAGAUGUCUACUUGGAAUAUAUUCAGCGAAACUUACCUGAAGGGGUUGCCAUGGAAGUAACAAAGACACAAUUAGAACAGUUACCAGAACACAUCAAGGAGCCAAUCUGGGAAACACUAUCAGAAGAAAAAGAAGCAAGCAAGUCAUAAAGCCUCAGGGAGGCCAUUUUUGCCUAAAUUUGAAAUGAGGGCGGGCCAGAUGAGUAUGUUUAAGUGGAGAGUGCUUCCAGCUGAGAUGAUUUGAGUCUGCCCUAACUGCUCCAUUGAGUUCUCGUGCCCUCAUCAGCUGAGGGCAGGGAAUGGAACUUUAAUGGAAGAACCACUUUUAUCUAUUCUUUUUAUUCAUUGUUUCAGUUCUGAUUUCAGCAAACAUGAGCAAACCACUUUGACUGAAAGCGGAAAGAGUGAAAAUUCUAUUUUGUUACGCUACUGGUGUUCAGUUAUUAGUUUGUACCAUUUUUAAUUUAUGUCAGUUGAUGCAUCUGAAAAUAAGUGCUUGGAGUGUUCGUACCCUUAUUUUUUUUUUAAGAUUCCUAGAAGGAAUCUUUGGUUAAUUCAGAUUGAGCAGUUAAAGUUUUUGCUAUUUACCUUUGUGCAGGCUGGCAUAUGCUAAUUUGGGGGUGGUAACCAACCGAUUUUAUCUCAUGUAAGCAUUACAUUUUGAAGACUGAAUAUACUUCACAGCAGAUCAAACACAUUUAUGGCAUGCACUGACCUCUUCUUGGAGCCCAGAACUUUAUAGAGUUGCCUACCAGGGUUACUGUAAUGGAAUUUAUGAUCUUAAGAAAUUACUAGUUGUAUUAUUUAUCCUAUGAUUCAUUCAUUCAAUAAGCUUUUACUGCAUAAACUUUACAUCCAGCACUGUAGUUAAGUACCCAAAAUUGAAUAGAAAUAAUGGCUUUUGAAAAUUGCACAAAGCAGGCCAGGCACGGUGGCUGACGCCUGUAAUCCCAGCACUUUGGGAGGCCGAGGCAGGCGGAUCACGAGGUCAAGAGAUCCAGACCAUCCUGGCUAACACGGUGAAACCCCGUCUCUAAUAAAAAUACAAAAAUUAGCUGGACAUGGUGGCACGUGCCUGUAAUCCCAGCUACUCAGGAGGCUGAGGCAGGAGAAUCGCGUGAACCCGGGCCCGGUGGAGGCUGCAGUGAGACGAGAUCGCGCCACUGCACUCCAGCCUGGCGACAGAGUGAGACACCAUCUCAAAAAAAAAAAAAAAAGAAAAUUGUGCAAAGCAUAGGUAAAUAUUUUUCUUUAUUAAGCUUCUCACUGAGAAGCCCUCUUUCUUUUGGUAAAUGUCACUCUGUUUGUUAGGAGAUGUCUGCUUUUCCAUGAAAUGAAAUAGUGGCUAAAGCCCUGAAAGAGGCAAGACUACAAUGGGCUGAAACAGUUGGUAUAGCAACCCCAGAGAAGUGCUUCAUUUUCUUUUUAUAGUAGAAGCAGGUCCAUGUCUUUUGUGGUUUCCUGCACAUCUUUGGAGUAGUUAUGACUUCUCAGUUUUUCCCCCCUUAAACUGCAUUGCCUAUUCUCUUUUCCUGACAUGCUAUCAGGUAUCAGUGUGUUGAAUACAUACUGCUUGUGUAUCAGGCUUACGUUACUGUCAUCACCAUUAAAAGAAUUACAGCCUUGUGCCCCAUGACCUUCA